UUGUGCUUUCUAAGGAAUGGGGUCUUAGAGCUGCCGUCCGAAACAACAUCAAGACGUCAGCCUGAACGGCCGGAUGAGUUCGCGGCGGGAAGCUCUCUUGAUAGAAACACGUUGUUAACUUCGUUGGCUCCCGCCUUUCGUGAGGAGAGCCAUCCGAAGAACUUCAGUGCCAUAGGCAAAGGCAGCUCAAGCAUCUCAUCCGACGUGAGUUCAAGUACAGAUCACACGCCGACCCAAGCCCAGAAGAAUGUGGCUACCAGUGAAGACUCCGACCUGAGCAUGCGCACCCUGAGCACGCCCAGCCCGGCCCUCAGCUGCGCCCCCGGCGCGCCCGGCGGCUGCCAGAACGGAAGGGGCUCGUCCACGUCGUCGUCGUCCGUCGCCGGCGAGACCGUGGCCCUGGUGCACGCGCCGCCGCCGCCGCCGCGCCUCGCGCACCCGCUCAUCCGCCUGGCGGCGCGGCCGCAGCGCGAGCAGGCGCGCGUGGAGCGGCUCCCGGACGCCUGCCUGGUGCGCGUCUUCUCCUUCCUGCGCACCGACCAGCUGUGCCGCUGCGCGCGCGUGUGCCGCCGCUGGUACAACGUGGCCUGGGACCCGCGCCUCUGGAGGGCCAUCCGCCUGGCGGGCGCCGGGCUGCACGCGGACCGCGCGCUGCGGGUGCUCACGCGCCGCCUGUGCCAGGACACGCCCAACGUGUGCCUGCUGCUGGAGACGGUGGCGGUGCGCGGCUGCCGGCGGCUCACGGACCGCGGGCUCUACGCGCUGGCGCAGUGCUGCCCCGAGCUGCGGCGCCUCGAGGUCGCGGGCUGCCAGGGCAUCUCCAACGAGGCCGUCGUGCACGUCGUGUCCCUGUGCCCCAACCUGGAGCACCUGGACGUGUCGGGGUGCUCCAAGGUGACCUGCAUCAGCCUGACCCGGGAGGCCUCCAUCCAGCUGUCGCCCUUGCACGGCAAGCAGAUUUCCAUCCGCUACCUGGACAUGACGGACUGCUUCGCGCUGGAGGACGAGGGCCUGCACACCAUCGCGGCGCACUGCACGCGGCUGACCCACCUGUACCUGCGCCGCUGCGCGCGCCUCACCGACGAGGGCCUGCGCUACCUGGUGAUCUACUGCAGCUCCCUCCGCGAGCUGAGCGUCAGCGACUGCCGCUGCAUCAGCGACUUCGGCCUGCGGGAGAUCGCCAAGCUGGAGGCGCGCCUGCGGUACCUGAGCAUCGCGCACUGUGGCCGGGUCACCGACGUGGGCAUCCGCUACGUGGCCAGGUACUGCGGCAAGCUGCGCUACCUCAACGCGCGGGGCUGCGAGGGCAUCACGGACCACGGCGUGGAGUACCUGGCCAAGCACUGCGCCAGGCUCAAGUCCCUGGACAUCGGCAAGUGCCCGCUGGUGUCCGACUCGGGCCUCGAGUGCCUGGCCCUGAACUGCUUCAACCUCAAGCGGCUCAGCCUCAAGUCGUGCGAGAGCAUCACGGGCCGGGGCCUGCAGAUCGUGGCGGCCAACUGCUUCGACCUGCAGAUGCUCAACGUGCAGGACUGCGACGUGUCCGUGGAGGCGCUGCGCUUCGUGAAGCGCCACUGCAGGCGCUGUGUCAUCGAGCACAGCAACCCCGCCUUCUGCUGAAGGCCCCGCGAGGACAGGGGCCGCGGGGGCCCCGAGGCCUUUCCUCCUCCCAAGGGGCGCCUGGGGCCUCCUGUCUCAGGAGCCCCCGGGGGCGCCCCCUCCCCAGGCCGCCCGGCCAACAGCCGCAGCCACACACCCUCCGCAGAUGCUCCCCUGACCCCCCACCCCCGCCCCUCGGCCCCGGGUUGGCCUAAGCCCCACGCACCAGUCCCCGGCCCGGGCAGAUUCUCGGUGAAUAAAUGUAGACAGAGCGCCUCCAGCCCUCUUCUAAAGAAUCACUAGUGGCAGGCCCGCCGUGCAGGAGGAGGCCCCGCCACCACCGGCCGGUGACCUGGGGCACAGGCCUGCCCUCGCUGGGCCGCGGCCUCGGGCGCUGAAUCAGAGGCCAUCCAGCUCCAGGAUCCGCGUCGUACCUGGUCCAGAAAGGACACAUGGGGCGCAGGUAAGCAGAAGCGCCCCGGCACACGGCAUAUGAGGCAUCUACCUCGUCCACGAAUACUGGUUCUGCGGGUGCUCCGGGGACACUCACGCGCGCCAGCCUGAGGGUCCUCUGCGCCCUCCGCUCCCACCGGAAUGUCACUCUAAGCCCGUUUGUUUUGGUGGGUGAGUCUCCCGGGCCCCUCCUCCUGCCCUGCUGGCUGGAUGGCUCCUGUGACAAGUGCUUCCCGCGUCACCCCCCGCCCCCUCCGCACGCACACGCACACACACACGCACACAUGCCAUCUUAUGGAAGAAAAGGAUUUCCUGCUCACAGCAAAGCCCACGUCCCCAGUCAGGCUGACGUUGCUGAAUGUUCUCAGAUAGGAAGCAAGACCCUCAUGAUUCCUAAUUGCCGAGUGAGGCCCGAGAGGACACGUCUUCGGAGGUUUUCCCGGUCCCUUCUAGUGUUCACGUGGCAUGCGUCAGGCACACGUGCCCUGCAGCUGGCAGGAACAGCCAUGUCGGUUCUUUGUCAUGCAGCUCACACUUCCACUUUGCUCGUCUAUUUAUUUCUCUGUGCAUCCAGACUUCAUCCCGUGAAGCCCGUGGGCCUAAGCCCUGAGCGUUCAGCUGCGCGGGUUGCCGCCUUCGCCGGCGCCUGUCCGCGUGUUCUCUGUCAAAGGAAGCACAGCGGACUUGCAGGUGUUUAAGUACUGUUCACUCAAAAAUGUCAGGCAAACGGAAGAAGGAGCACAUUGGUGACACUCGGGCGCUGGUGCGCUAGCCAGGCCCUUGGAAUAGAACAUUAAAAUCGUUGCCAAGCACACAUCCUAAAUGGCCCUAUUUGGAUGGAAAGCCACUUGCUGGCCUCAUUCGCAUGAAGUCAGGAUGCCAGAGGAAAGCCCACGGCUCAUUUUCAUGACCAUGCAGUUGCCUUUUGUUAGUAAACCCAGGACUGUGCCCACAUGUUCUCUAGCCACACCUCUCCCUCAUCCCUGCUGUUCCGUCAUCCGCUUCUUUCUCAAAGGGUCCACCAUCCAAACCCAGAACCUCCGCAUCUCCAAGCUAAGGAUGUGGGAUUCGUUUCAGAUCAAGCUCACACACAGCUCGACAACUGCACUCCCACUGUAGGCUCCCUGCGGUCUGGUUUUUUUUUUUGUUUGUUUGUUUUUUUUUGUCUCAUGUCGGGAAGGAGGAGAUAGAGUGAGGUGGCAUCUGCCCAGAAGUUUUCUUCCACGCGUCACGUGACGUAUGGCCUCCUCUCCAGUCAACAUCGUCAGCAACUUAGUGUGCAAUCAAGACCCUGUGCCACGGGGGCUGGGGGUGAAUUGCUUGGCUGGGAAGAGCGUCUAGGGAUAGUCACAGGGUUUAGAGCCAUGAAAGAGGUUGAAUGUCGCAUCCCCAUCUCUGUGACUUGUGACCGGGUCUGACGUUUUAGGAUUUUAUGAGUCGCAAGGAUUGUCCCUAGCCCAGGCACCGGGGUCUUCCAAGUGGCAUAUGUUAAUGCCCCCAGAAUGAGGAGAGAGAUCCAAAACGGCGCCCUGAGCCAGGGAACGGGGUGUCCCACCGUCUCCCGACCACAUCACCUAACCAGCCUUCCAAACAUGAGACAAAGCUGACUUUCGCACUCACUGCCCAGCACAUGCUGCCCCUCCCAGUCUCUCCCUUUCCCCCAGUCUUCUUUUCAUCCACUCUGCCCCCACUUGGGAUAUGAAUCUAUGGCAGAAGUCACUGGGGAAGCAGCUCAGCAGAUUCUUAGAGACCAAGAAAAAGGCCUCACUAGGAAAUUUAUCUGUUUUAAAACAUUGCUUCCUUCCUGCCUCUGCGAAAUUGAAUGCUCAUUGUUUUUUUUUUUUAUUUCUAAUGUUCAAUCACUGCGUGCUGUAUGACUCUAGAAAGCCUUAAUUUACUACCACCAAGAAAUAAAGCAAUAUGUUGGUAA
Messenger RNA from Nyctereutes procyonoides (raccoon dog), 3982 nucleotides. RefSeq names its product F-box and leucine rich repeat protein 7 (gene FBXL7). Lineage: Eukaryota; Metazoa; Chordata; Mammalia; Carnivora; Canidae. The transcript has 4 exons. Gene Ontology annotation, biological process: SCF-dependent proteasomal ubiquitin-dependent protein catabolic process. Gene Ontology annotation, molecular function: protein binding. Gene Ontology annotation, cellular component: SCF ubiquitin ligase complex. Bases 280 to 1620 code for a protein of 446 amino acids. The record is from RefSeq and is a predicted model, not a curated record.